CUCCGACGAUAACUUCACUCCACUCGCAGAUGUCAAUUCGCUGUCACUCAAUUUUCCGAGCAGAAACGCGUGUUGUGCAUUUGGAAAUAUAACAUCAAAUAUCGCCUAAAAUAUGGAAGUGGCUCUGAAUCCGGUUCGCAUCCUGCGGAAUGACGCCCAGGAGGAGAAGGGAGAGAUCGCCAGGUUGUCGUCCUUCGUGGGAGCCAUCGCUAUCGGGGAUCUGGUGAAGAGUACGCUGGGCCCCAAGGGAAUGGACAAGAUCUUGGUGUCGCACGGACGCAACGCGGGAGAAGUGGUGGUGACCAACGAUGGCGCCACAAUCCUCAAGUCUGUCGGAGUGGACAAUCCUGCGGCGAAGAUCCUGGUGGACAUGUCGAAGGUGCAGGACGACGAGGUGGGCGAUGGCACGACAUCCGUGACUGUUUUGGCAGCGGAGUUGCUGCGCGAGGCCGAGAAGAUGGUGGAGUGCAAACUGCAUCCGCAGACCAUCAUAGCCGGCUGGAGGCAAGCUGUGGAUGUGGCCCGUGAGGCCCUGACGUCCGUGGCGCAGGACAACUCUGCUGAUGCGGAGAAGUUCCGCGAGGAUCUCAUGAACAUCGCCAGGACGACGCUGAGCUCAAAGAUCCUGUCGCAGCACAAGGAGCACUUCGCCAAGCUGGCUGUGGACGCGGUGCUGCGUCUUCGCGGGUCUGGAGAGUUGAAUGCCAUCCAGAUUAUCAAGAAGCAGGGCGGCACACUGGAGGACAGUUUCCUGGAGGAGGGCUUCUUGCUGGACAAGAAGCCUGGCGUGCACCAGCCGAAGCGCGUGGAGAACGCCACAAUUCUGAUCGCCAACACUCCCAUGGACACGGACAAGAUCAAGGUGUUCGGAUCGCAGGUGAAAGUGGACUCAAUGGCAAAGAUUGCCGAUCUGGAGGCGGCCGAGAAGGAGAAGAUGAAGGACAAGGUGAACAAGAUCCUCGCCCACAACUGCAAUGUCUUCAUCAACCGUCAGUUGAUCUACAACUACCCAGAGCAGUUGUUCGCCGACGCCGGCGUCAUGGCGAUCGAGCACGCGGACUUUGAUGGGAUUGAGCGACUCGCUCUGGUCACGGGCGGUGAGAUUGUGUCCACAUUCGAUCACCCCGAGCUCGUGAAGUUCGGCCACUGCAAGGUGAUCGAGCAGGUGAUGAUCGGAGAAGACACGCUGCUGCGCUUCAGCGGCGUGAAGCUGGGCGAGGCGUGCUCCAUUGUCAUCCGUGGCGCCACGCAGCAGAUCAUCGACGAGGCCGAUCGCUCCCUGCACGACGCCCUCUGCGUCUUGGCCGCCACGGUGCGCGAGUCCAAGACAGUCUACGGCGGAGGCUGCAGCGAGGCCCUCAUGGCGGGCGCCGUGCAAGCCAAAGCGGCCGCCACGCCGGGAAAAGAGGCGAUCGCCAUGGAGGCCUUCGCGAAGGCCCUUCUGCAGUUGCCCACGAUCAUCGCCGACAACGCUGGCUACGAUUCCGCCCAACUGGUGAGCGAGCUGCGCGCCGCUCACGCCCAGCAGAGCCACACGACGGGUCUGGACAUGGAGCGAGGAAAGAUCGGGUGCAUGAAGGAGCUUGGCAUCACUGAAUCGUACGUGGUGAAGCGCCAAGUGCUCAUGUCGGCGGCUGAGGCGGCCGAGAUGAUCCUCAGAGUGGACAACAUCAUCAAGUGCGCGCCCCGAAGGCGCGUGCCCGAUCGUGGCUUCUGCUAAACUGAUCUUCACACACUCCACUUCGCUUAAGAGUGUCCAAUUCUUAUCCAUUUGUCUCACACUUUGUAUUAAUCCUCCUUUUUUGCGAUAAUAAAUAACUCACCAGUGA
Phlebotomus argentipes is the source of this 1829-nucleotide messenger RNA. It is a transcript of the gene CCT2, whose product is annotated as T-complex protein 1 subunit beta. Gene Ontology annotation, biological process: protein folding. The coding region runs from base 113 to 1720 and encodes 535 amino acids. Gene Ontology annotation, cellular component: cytosol; chaperonin-containing T-complex. Lineage: Eukaryota; Metazoa; Arthropoda; Insecta; Diptera; Psychodidae. The record is from RefSeq and is a predicted model, not a curated record. Gene Ontology annotation, molecular function: ATP binding; ATP-dependent protein folding chaperone; ATP hydrolysis activity. The transcript is spliced from 2 exons.